AAAGCUUAUACAAGCAGGUAAAGAGAUGUGUUCUUUUGAGUAUUUUUUUUUAAUUAUUAUAAUUUUUUUAGAAAAGAAACUACUCACAAAAAGAUACUGAUCAAUAAAUAAAUAAAUCAGAUCUAUCAGAACUGGGAAGGGAGCACCUGAUUGAAGAAAUAAUUUGAACAAUAAACGGACUCAACCGACAUCGCUGAGGGACUUUUAUUGCAUCACGGAGGUCAUUUCCUGUUUAUAUAAUGGGCUGUUUUUGAGCACUGACACGUGAGAGAGCGCGCGCUGAGGGAGAGAUGGCGACAACCUACAACACCUUCAGUCUGCACACGACCCCUGAGAAGUUCUACAUUGAAGCCUGUGAUGAUGGCGUCAGUGAUGUGCUCAUCAUUGACCGGGUGUCGACAGAAAUGACCCUGACAGUGAGGAAGGACAUUCCUCCGUCAGCAAUAACACGACCGAUAUGUGGAAUCAUGGGAACUAUACGGCUGGUGGCAGGCAUGUAUCUCAUCAUCGUUACCAAGAAGAAGAAAGUGGGCGACCUGCUCGGCCAUGCGGUCUGGAAAGCCGUGGACUUCGACAUUAUUUCAUACAAGAAAACUGUUCUGCAUCUCACUGACAAUCAGAUGCAGGACAACAAGGCGUUCCUGGGUAUGAUCAACGGCGUCCUGAACACCGACGGUUUCUACUACGCUACCGAUUAUGACCUGACACACACACUCCAGCGUCUGUCCAACACCAGCCCCGAGUUUCAGGAAAUGAGUUUAUUGGAGCGGGCCGAUCAGAGGUUUGUAUGGAACGGGCACCUCCUAAGAGAAUUCCUGGCACAGCCUGAGCUACACAAGUUUGUCUACCCUGUUAUUCACGGCUUCAUCACCAUGAAGUCGUGCUGCAUCAACGGGAAAAUAUUUGAUUGGAACAUCAUUUCCAGGAGGAGCUGCUUCAGGGCCGGUGUGCGCUACUACGUCCGAGGGAUCGACUCUGAGGGUCACGCCGCUAACUUUGUUGAAACGGAACAGAUUGUUCAGUAUAAUGGAGGAAAAGCUUCAUUUGUGCAGACUCGAGGAUCUAUCCCGUUCUACUGGUCACAGAGACCAAACCUUAAAUACAAGCCGAAACCACAGAUCAACAAGACUGUCAAUCAUUUGGAUGGUUUCCAGAGGCAUUUUGACUCUCAGAUCAUAACGUACGGCAAACAAGUGAUUCUGAACUUGAUUAACCAGAAAGGCUCGGAGAAGCCGCUAGAAUCGGCCUUUGCCAAGAUGGUGGGCAGUCUGAGCAACGGCAUGAUCAAGUACAUCGCGUUUGACUUUCAUAAGGAGUGCAGCCGGAUGAGGUGGCACCGCCUGCAGAUACUGGUCGACAUGGUGGCGGAAAUGCAGGAUGAGUUUGGCUACUUCCUGGUGGAUUUGGAUGGGACGGUUCAACUGCAACAGGACGGGACGUUCCGAAGCAACUGUAUGGACUGCCUGGAUCGGACUAAUGUCAUUCAGAGUCUGCUGGCGCGCCGCUCGCUGCAGUCACAGUUACAGAGAUUGGGAGUUCUUCAUGUGGGCCAGCGGAUUGAAGAACAGGCAGAUUUUGAAAAAAUAUACAAGAAUGCGUGGGCAGACAAUGCCAAUGCUUGUGCCAAACAGUAUGCUGGCACAGGAGCCCUAAAGACCGAUUUUACACGGACAGGAAAGAGAACCCACUGGGGUCUGCUGAUGGACGGAUGGAACUCCAUGAUCCGAUACUACAAGAACAACUUCUCAGAUGGCUUCAGACAGGACUCCAUUGAUUUGUUCCUGGGGAAUUAUGCCGUUGAGGAGGCGGAUAUAAACACUCCUCUACAUGAACCCAAAGACUGGAAGUUCCUCACGUUGCCGAUAAUCAUGGUUGUGGCGUUCUCGAUGUGUAUAAUCUGUCUGCUGAUGGCAGGCGACACCUGGACGGAGACAUUAGCGUACGUGUUGUUCUGGGGGACGGCGAGCGUGGUGACCGGAGGCGUCAUCCUCUUCAACGGCCGCGACUUUGUAGACGCGCCCAAACUGGUGCAGAAAGAGAAGAUGGACUGAAUGUGUGUGUGUGGAAAGCAGCUUGGUCCUGCCGAGUCUUUAUCCUCCUCAUCAUCCUCAGUGCUGUCUUACUCUCAGCUUCACCGCGCCUGGAGCUUGUACUGACGUCACACGGCGAAGAGGAGGGGGGAUGAAGGGUGGGGGCCAGGCGGGGCCAGGGCGGUGUGUGGGCAAGCUCAAACGGACUCGAUGCGUCCCACACCUGCUGCUCUCCACACGGUUGUCGUAUCAUGGACCACCUCCUAUCUCAGAAAUCCUAUAAAUCCAUCCACACAUGGGCAGCUUUACAAAUCCAUCACUGGAAUUUCACUCAAGCACCUUAGACCAUCAAACAUUUCAUGUAUGGAUUCCAAAAACACCUUUCUUUACGGUUUCCAUGAGGUUUACGGCCCCAAGCCGAGUACUGUAUGUGUCGCAGCUCUCUGGCUGUUCGUAUAAAACAAACGUCUUUGUAUCUGCCAUUGCUGCUAAUACCUCUGCACUGCAAAGAAAUCAUUUUCUUAAUCUGUAUUUCUGUCUUGCUUUAAAAAGUUCUUAACGUCCUUGAAACCACAAAUUAAGCAACAUGUUUAAAAUGACUUGUUUUUGUUUUAAUUAAUGGUUAAUUUUUGUUAGCCCAUUGGUUAGUAGUUAUUUAAAAUAGUUUUAAGCAUAAAUCUAACUAAAUUUAGUUCUAUGCGUUAUACAACAAAAAUGCUAUUACCAAUGAGAUUUCACAAUGGGAGGGGCUACCCAAAAAAGCAUAAAACUUAUUAUGAUGGAACGUGAAACUAUGGUGAUGGAACGCAAAACUUAUUAUGAUGGAACGUGAAACUUAUUGUGAUAGAACGCAAAACUAUUAUGAUGGAACGUAAAACUUAUUAUGAUGGAACGUGAAACUAUGGUGAUGGAGCAUAAAACUUAUUGUAAUGGAGCAUAAAACUUAUUGUGA
This is a messenger RNA of Xyrauchen texanus (razorback sucker), 2982 nucleotides long. RefSeq names its product phosphatidylinositol-3-phosphatase SAC1-B. Gene Ontology annotation, biological process: phosphatidylinositol dephosphorylation. The coding region runs from base 291 to 2051 and encodes 586 amino acids. The record is from RefSeq and is a predicted model, not a curated record. Gene Ontology annotation, cellular component: endoplasmic reticulum. Lineage: Eukaryota; Metazoa; Chordata; Actinopteri; Cypriniformes; Catostomidae. Gene Ontology annotation, molecular function: phosphatidylinositol-4-phosphate phosphatase activity. The transcript has 20 exons.